Aspergillus calidoustus is the source of this 360-nucleotide messenger RNA. The record is from the annotation of a GenBank genome assembly. Lineage: Eukaryota; Fungi; Ascomycota; Eurotiomycetes; Eurotiales; Aspergillaceae.
AUGGGCUUCAUCUCGCGCAUCAUAAGCUUCUUUGGGCUCGUCUUGCUCGCUCAUGCCGGCUACUCUGCGCACGAACACACUGUUCUCUACGCCUCAACCUCGACCGCCCUCCCACAAGACAUCGUCGUCGAGGCACUCGUCUCGCUCCUGAUCGUUUCCACGGGGCUAGUCCUUGGCGCGGAGAAGCUGAAGCCUGUAUCUUGGAGUGAGUGGGCGAAGGAGGUUGAGAGGGAGGGUCUUGGACGGAAUCCGUAUGUGAGGCUCGAGGAAAGGUAUAGCUUUUGGGAUGUGCGGGCGAAGAGGAAGGAGUAUGCAGAUUGGAUUCGGGGGAAUGCUGUUGAUGCUCCUGUGAAGGGUUGA